UUAAACAAAAUUUCAGUAUAUAAUAAUUAAGGACAAGAUAUAUACAUAUAUAUUCAGACGGACGCGGUGUGCUUGAAGCAACUCGCGAUAUGUUUGGACUAACGCGUCAUGUCGUCUUUCGCGUAAUCAAAGCGCCCGUGCUCUAUCGACGCUAUGCCUCCCAGGCCAUCAACCAGAUGCUGAUGCUGCAACAGAUGGACAUCUGCGCAGAUCAACCAUCGCGUGGCCUCGUCGUUGGCGUUUACGCGGACGAAGAGGACAAAAACGAUGCGGGCAUUCUGACUCCUGCCGGCUGGCGCUACAAUAUACAAAAAACCAACGGUCGUCUUAUCGAGGUGCUCCGCAUGUCUGGACCCAUGCCCAAGCGUGGCGAGGCGCGUCUGCUCUUUGCCAUUGAACCUGAGCGUAUACCCUACUAUUCGGUGGUUGCCGUUGUGGGUCUGGGCAAGGAGUGCCUUGGCUACAAUCCAUACGAGGUCUUGGAUGAACAAAAGGAAGCUAUACGUCGCUCCGUAGCCAAGGCCUGUCAAGUGCUGGCCGAACUAGAUACCGACCGUAUUGAAGUAGAAAAUUGCGGUCACGCCGAAUCCGCUGCUGAGGGUGCGGCUUUAGGCAUUUGGGCAUAUCAAGAGAUGCGUGAUCCCAAGACGCGCAUUUCAGUGCCCUCAAUUGAUCUGUACGCCACUAAAGAUGAGGUCUGCGACAUUGAGGGCUGGCGCAUUGGAUUGCAAAAGGCAGCAGCGCAGAAUCUAACUCGCCAGUUGCAAGAGAUGCCCUCCAACCUGCUGACACCCACAGCCUUUGCGCAGAAUGUGGUCGAGGUGCUCUGUAAGUCUGGCGUAAAUGUAGAGGUUAAAGUCGAGGGCUGGGCGGAGAGCCAGUCCAUGCACGCCUUUCUAGCAGUAGGCAAAGCCUCCUGUGAACCUCCCAUAUUCCUGGAGCUCAGCUACUACGGCACCUGCGCUGAGGAACGGCCAAUUGUGCUGGUGGGUCAGGGAAUCACCUUUGACGCCGGCGGUCUGUGCCUUAAAAAGCGCAAGGAGCUUUACAACAUGCGUGGGGAUAUGACUGGUGCUGCUGUUGUGGUGGCAACCUGUCGUGCUGUCGCUGGCUUGAGAUUACCGGUCAACAUACGGGGUCUGAUUCCACUCUGCGAGAACGUAGUAGGAUGCAAUUCCUUCCGUCCUGGUGACAUGGUCAAAUCCAUGAAUGGCAAGACCAUCGAAGUGCAAUGCACGGACCAUGAAGAUGUUUUGGUCCUGGCUGAUGCUUUGUUGUAUGGCCAAAACUUCUGUCCCAAGUGCAUUAUUGAUAUUGGCACCUGCUCUGGUUAUAUGCGGCAGGCGCUGGAUGAGGCUGCCUGCGGCAUUUUCACCAAUUCUGAAAUACUUUGGCAGCAGAUCAAGCAUGCCAGCAUGCACACAGGAGAUCGUGUGUGGCGCUUCCCCCUGUGGAACUAUUACAGCAAGGCUGUGCGCGCUGGUGGUCGCAGUGAUGUGCAGAACUAUGGCAUUGGACGUGGUGGUCGUCCCUGCAAGGCCGCCGCCUUCCUGCGUGAAUUUGUGCCCUGCGGUCAAUGGAUGCACAUUGAUGCCACCAAUGUUAUGGUCACCAAUGGCAUUGAUUUUGAGUAUUUGCGUCGCGGCAUGGCUGGUCGCCCCACCCGCACCCUCAUUGAGUUUAUAGCGCAGACAAUUUGCAAGGACACAGCGCCCAAGAUGGGCAAGUAGAAAAGAGAUGACAAAUGCGUGGAGUUGUUCGGGUUUCGUUUGUAUAUGUCAGCCUCUGUAUACAAGCCGAAAGUUCAAGAUUAAAGCCUUGGUUAGAAUCCUUUCCUCAUUCCCAUUACCAGGUUCAAGUGAUUGUGUGCCAGUCGUUAGGCCAGCAAGUUGUCUACACGCCGUCCAUACAUUCCCGAUAUGUUCGCAAAAUUUACAGUUGAUACAUGAGAUACAUUACA
Messenger RNA from Drosophila busckii, 1960 nucleotides. RefSeq names its product cytosol aminopeptidase-like. Gene Ontology annotation, cellular component: cytoplasm. Lineage: Eukaryota; Metazoa; Arthropoda; Insecta; Diptera; Drosophilidae. The transcript has 2 exons. Gene Ontology annotation, molecular function: manganese ion binding; metalloaminopeptidase activity. The record is from RefSeq and is a predicted model, not a curated record. Gene Ontology annotation, biological process: proteolysis. Bases 90 to 1730 code for a protein of 546 amino acids.